This is a messenger RNA of Anopheles stephensi (Asian malaria mosquito), 2169 nucleotides long. It is a transcript of the gene Lamtor3, whose product is annotated as ragulator complex protein LAMTOR3 homolog. Bases 1623 to 1997 code for a protein of 124 amino acids. Gene Ontology annotation, biological process: cellular response to amino acid stimulus; positive regulation of TOR signaling. The record is from RefSeq and is a predicted model, not a curated record. Gene Ontology annotation, cellular component: Ragulator complex. NCBI's taxonomy places the organism in Eukaryota, Metazoa, Arthropoda, Insecta, Diptera, Culicidae. The transcript is spliced from 3 exons.
GCGAACGCUUAUCGGAGAUAUGAUACCACACAGCCAAUCUACACCGUGGGGGCUGCUGUGCUGUCGUCAAAGCAAACCAGCAACCCCCGGAUGACGAAGCGAUACGGUAUCGCAAGGGUUCCCCUCGAUUGAGUCACCACCUACCAGCUUUGAUUGUGCAGCCGUUGCCAGCAGCGUGAGCACCACCAUACAAAUCGAUAGCCGCCGGCCGAUGGGGCAGCGGGACGCCAUGCCGUGUGUGUUUUUCCGCCUACUCGCCAGCCGAAGAAAAGUCGUUAACAGUACUACGGAUUCCUUCGGUUGUGGUUUUCCUGUUUGGCCGGGAGCGCGCGCGCUAUGAUGACUCACAACAGGCAAACAGCACACACUUGCCGUUUGUAGUACCUUUGUUGAAACGUUGGCGGAUUUGUAACUAUUUUAGGUCAGAGUGUGCAGAGUGCAGCAAUGCAUUUCUUCACAAUGUAUUUCCUUUUUUUUUCUCUGCUUCAGUGCUGUGCCCACACGAUAAUGAGCAAUUGCGAGACCGCUGGUUGGUAAGCACACGCGCAAACACUCGCACACACACCCAGGUGAAUGUUCUAUCAGUUGGCCGAUAAUAAUAUUUUCUUAUCACCCCAACCACAACCACACGCACAUAGGGCACACGGGCGUUUAGCACCUGUUCGAACACGCAAUAUGUGGGACACACAACCCGUGUCCGAUUUCCGACCUGCCAACGACGCGCAGUUAGAGCAAAAUAAUGCUGGUUCCGUCCACCCAAGGUGACAACCAAAACAAAAUUCGUCGCAGAAAUUGCUUUGCUGGUCCUUGUUUUGCUCCUUGUUUUCUUUUGCCUGCUGCCUUUACUCACGCACACGCACACGCUCCUUUGUCCUUGUCCGGCUGUGUAAAACGCAACCACUAAAGGGGGUGGGGGGGGGGUGUCCUUUUUAGUACCACCAACAACAAUAACGACAACGCUUGUCCUUUCUCUCGGUCCGCAGCACGCAACGGUCGAGUUAAGAGUUCAGCAACAACACAAACGAUCCAGCAUUGUUGUGCGCCGGUGUUGAAGAUAAAAACACGCACACAUGCACGCGCUCGUUCGCUUUUCCACGUCAAGUCAGCUGGACGCGCGGUACGCGAAGUAAACAGUUCCGUCCGUCCCGCAUCCGUCCACCGGCUCACCGGGAACACAGUGGCGCAAAUGACGCAGCAAGCUUUGAACCGUCCGCAACAAUUAACGUCACGCGAGGAAAAUGGGUUGAAAAUUCGCUCCAAGUGGUGCCCGAUUUUCCCGACCACCAAAAACACACCAAUGUUUACGUUUUUAUUCCCUGUUCUUCUCUCAGCGAGUGUGUGUGUGAGAGAGAGAGAGACAGCGCGCUUGACGAACUGUCAAAACGGGGUCAAAAGCAAUAUGGUGGAAUGGUUGCGAUGAACUGACCUUCUCUCUCAUUCUGUCACUGGUGGUGCACCUUAUCAAAACAAUCGGUGACGGUUGAAGCUAGGGAAACAAAAAGAAAAACAAUUUGUGCAUUAAACACAAUAUCACACAUUCCCGAUAGCGCGUUUUCAACUGUUUCGAUCGGCUAAAGCACCAGAGCACUGCAGAGCCCACGGAGCAAGGCGCUUCCAGCACGAUGACGGACGAUGUGAAACGGUUCUUCCACAACAUCCAGACACGUGUGGCCGGGCUGAACUGUAUCAUCAUCACGGAUCGGGACGGUGUGCCGCUGAUGAAGGUCGGCGACGACAAAUCGCUCGGCAUGAUCAUGAAACCAUCGUUCCACACCACCUUCACGAUGGCGACGGAACAGUCGAACAAGCUCGGGCUCGGCCGGAACCGGAACAUCAUCUCCAUCUACACCGGCUACCAGGUGGUGCAGAUGAACAAGCUCCCGCUGCUCGUUACCUUCAUCGGGACGGAAAGCUGCAACAUUGGCCACAUACUGGCACUCGACCAGCAAAUCGAGCUGGUGCUGGAUGAGGUAAAGGUUGCCGUUACCGAAACGUGAGCGUAAGGAGGUUUGAAAUUUGCAACCUAUGGUUUGCUUGGCAGAGGAGCGUGUGGUUUACAGUUUUAUUAAAGUGCUUUUAAUGUAAAAUUGAAUCGAAACCCGAUCGUGCCGCGUUAAUACGAUGAUGGAAAAAGGAAGGGGAAUAUAAAGUAUGUGUAUAUGAACAGUA